CCCACCGGCUGUUAGUCGAUAAGCUCUGGCAACUUUCAUGAAAUUUCCAUUUAAUAAAAAUAUAAACCUUGUUAAAAUGGCUCAAAGCGCACUCGUUAUUUUGGCUCCCGGGGCCGAGGAAAUGGAAUUCAUCAUAGCUGCCGAUGUCCUGAGACGUGCAGGGAUCAAGGUCACCGUGGCCGGGCUUAACGAUGCGGAGCCGGUGAAGUGCUCGCGGGAUGUCCAAAUACUGCCGGAUACCUCGCUGGCCAAAGUUUCGUCGGAUAAGUUUGAUGUGGUGGUGCUGCCAGGAGGCUUGGGUGGCUCCAAUGCCAUGGGGGAGUCCUCGCUGGUUGGGGAGAUCCUGAAGAACCAGGAGUCCAAUGGAAGACUCAUCGCCGCCAUCUGUGCUGCUCCCACCGUUCUGGCCAAGCAUGGAAUCGCCUCCGGAAAGUCCCUCACUUCAUAUCCUUCGAUGAAACCCCAGCUAGUCGACAAAUACAGCUAUGUGGAGGACAAGAACGUUGUCAAGGAUGGAAACCUCAUCACCAGCCGAGGCCCUGGAACCGCCUACGAAUUUGCUCUUAAAAUCGCCGAAGAGCUGGCGGGCAAGGAGAAAGUCCAGGAGGUCGCGAAGGGCCUUCUUGUAGCCUAUUAAUCGCCAUUAAUGUCACAAAUGAAGAUUCUCGUUUAAUAUUUUUAAAAAUCUUGCUAUUCAGAUUGUUUUAAACAAUUUAUGUAAUUAAGAACUGAAUUAAAAUUACGUUGGGCAAGCAA
Messenger RNA from Drosophila eugracilis, 756 nucleotides. RefSeq names its product protein dj-1beta (gene dj-1beta). Gene Ontology annotation, biological process: guanine deglycation, glyoxal removal; protein deglycation, glyoxal removal. Gene Ontology annotation, cellular component: nucleus; cytosol. Gene Ontology annotation, molecular function: protein deglycase activity. Bases 38 to 637 code for a protein of 199 amino acids. The record is from RefSeq and is a predicted model, not a curated record. The transcript is spliced from 3 exons. NCBI's taxonomy places the organism in Eukaryota, Metazoa, Arthropoda, Insecta, Diptera, Drosophilidae.